UUAAAUACCUGGUGGAUGGUAGCUUCGUAAUAUGUCAGUUAAGUUUGUCAUUAUCUAAUUUUAGGUUUAUCAAUUUAAAUUUAUAGUUAGAAUAAAAAAAAAUGAACGGUAAGUACGAAAUUAAGUAUUGUGCAUCGACGACGAAACAUGAAAUGUAUCCAGUAAACAAAUUACCUUCAAAAUAUAGACAUCUAUUUUCAAAUUACACUCAUUUUAAUCGUAUACAGACCAACUCAAUUGAAACUAUUUUAGACACUGAUGAAUCGGUUGUCGUUUCUGCACCUACUGGAUCUGGAAAAACAGCUGUAUAUGAAUUGUCCAUAGUUAGACUUCUGGAAACAAGCAACAGAAAAAAUGAAGAAAUGAAAGAUAUAAAAAUUAUAUAUGUGGCGCCUACCAAGGCUUUAUGUUCUGAGCGCUUUCGAGAUUGGCAAGACAAAUUUGCUAUUCAUGGACUAUCCUGUAUUGAGAUUACUGGUGAUAAUGAGUCGUAUGAUGAAGUUUCUACCAAAAACCGUUACCAGAUUAUAUUAACCACUCCAGAAAAAUGGGAUUCAAUGACAAGAAGCUUCAAAUUUAGAAAUUACAUUUCACAGUUGAAUGUAAUCAAGCUACUUAUAAUCGAUGAAGUACAUAUAUUAAAUGAAUAUGUCCGAGGGGUAACUUUAGAAUCCAUUGUAUGUCGUAUGAAAUUAUCAAGAAAUACUAAAAAAAACUUGAGAUUUGUUGCUGGGUCGGCUACAAUACCCAACAUAGAGGAUAUUGCUAAAUGGCUAUGUGUUGAUUCAGAGUACCCUGCUCAUUACUUCAAAGUGAGUGAGGAAGAACGUCCAGUCAAACUUCAAAAGGUUGUUAUAGGAUAUACAAAUUCUUCAAAUAGUUUUUGUUUCGAUAUACAUUUGUCUUAUAAAAUUGAGCCAUUAAUAAAGAAAUACUCUAAUGGUCGGCCUACAUUAAUAUUUUGUACGUCCAGAAAAGGGGCAGAGAAUACAUGUAAUGUUUUAAUUAAAAAAUUGGAUGUUUCAUUAACUGAUGAAAAGAAAAUUAACAUUGAAGACUGUAUUCAGAAAUUAGAUAAUGCCAAACUAAAAGAACUACUUAAGUUUGGAAUUGGAUUUCAUCAUGCUGGUAUGUCACUUAAUGAUAGAAAUUGUUUAGAAGGUCUUUUUAAGGAAGGUUUUUUACCAAUUCUAGUUGCAACCAGUACCUUAUCACAGGGAGUGAAUCUUCCAGCACAUCUUGUUAUCAUCAAGUCCACAGAACACUAUACUAAUCAUGGGCCUAAAGAAUAUGAAGAAAGUUUAAUAUUACAAAUGAUCGGAAGAGCUGGAAGGCCUCAAUAUGAUAAAGUUGCAACAGCUAUAAUAAUGACGAGAAGCACAAAAAAGGAGAAGUAUGACAAGUUGGUAAAUGGCACCCAGGUAGUGGAAAGCCACCUACAUGAACGUCUCGAAGAGUAUUUAAAUGUAGAAAUAUCUUUCGGAACAAUAAACGAUAUAUCAGUCGCUAAGGGUUGGAUGCGAUCGACAUUCUUAUAUAUACGUGCUUGUCGGUCGCCGCAAAGCUACUCGAUGGCGAGUAAUCUCAAAAUUCAAGAAGUAGAAAAUCAACUACAUGAUUUAUGUUUAACGGCUUUGAAGAAGUUAUCCAACUAUGGACUAAUACAUUUUUGUGAUGGGCUGAACAUAGGUUUGAAACAAGAAGGUGAAAUAAUGGCCAAGUAUAUGAUAAGUUGCGAAACAAUGAAGUCUUUUAUGUCUUUAAAGGGAAAUGAAGAUUUGUGUGAUUUGAUUAAAAUAUUAAUCAAUACUAAAGAAUUCGAAAGUAUUAAACUAAGGAAUGCAGAUAAAGAAACGUUGAAUAUGUUGAAUAAAAACAAAAACCAUGAUGCCAAUAGAAUUCGAUUUCCAAUUGAAGGAAGCAUUAAGAGUAGAGAGAAUAAAAUUAAUUGUCUUCUACAAGCAACUUUGGGCACUUUGAAUCUUACCAAUAUAUCAUUGAUUCAAGAUGUUAAUCAAAUAUUUCUAAUUUCCAUCCGCUUGGCUAAAGCAAUAAAAGAAAUCGAAUGUAGGCACACUAGUUUUAUAAGCGCUCGAGCUGCUUGUAUUUUAGUUAAAUGUUUAGUUGCAAAAUUGUGGGAAAACUCAAACUACGUUGCUAUGCAAAUGCAUGGAAUUGGUCCUAUUUAUUCAGAAUAUUUAGUUCAAAAUGAAAUAACUUCUGUACAAUCUAUAUUAAGCGCAGACCCUAGAAGUAUAGAACGUAUUUUAGGACGCAAACCUCCAUUUGGUAAUCGUAUUCAAGAAUUUUUUAGACAGAUUCCAAGGUAUAAAAUAAGGUUAUCGUACAAUAAAAGUUCAAUCUGCGUGAAUUUAGAGAUCACUCUUAUAAAUUCUGAAGAUGUAGAUAAAAAAUCUCGCCAUGCAGUUACUGUAUUAGUUGGCGAUUCAAAAAAUUGCCUCUUAAAAAUCCUUUAUUUACGAAAUGAAGAUUUUUUAAAUGGCUACAAGACUAUACGCACUUCAAUAUCACUGAACAUUUCAAAUAUAUGUAUGGGAAAUUUAAAUUACUCUAUUGCUGCUUGUGUUAUAAGUGAAAAAUGGGUUGGAAAUGAUAUUGAAGUAAUAUUACCCAUUAUGAAUACCAGCGAGCAUACUAAAGAGACAAUAAGUGGCGAAAAUGUUUUUAUCGCUGUACUUCCGUCAUCAGAUAUAACCGAAAAAUCAAAUAAGAGAAAAAAUAGCAAAGAAAAUAUCAUUAACGAACGGAUAAUACCUUUAAGUUCUGAAAAUGAUAAUUCUCAACUUGUAAACGAAGAAAUCGAUAAUCAAAAUACAAAAAAUGGUUUAGACGAACAAAAAAUAAAGUAUUCAUUAGUGAAUUUCAAUGUUGCUCUUAAAGAUAACGAAGAAAAAUCUGCCAAGUGGAAAGUAGAAAAUAACAAUAAAGAUAAUGUUAGAAACGAGCAGUCUUUUUUCACUCUUAAAAAAGCCUUAACACAUAAAAUUUAUUCAAGUGAUACUGGUGGAUUGGUUCAAGAUAAUAACUUAGAUGAGUUUUUCAAAGAUGACCCUUUGGAUUAUUUAUUCUUGGGCGUAGACGACCAAAGUAAUGCUAGUAACGAAAAAAUGUACUCGGAUAAAAUCCAACAUUUUUCCAAUGAAAAUAAUAUAAAGCGUGCCACCUUUGAUCCUGUAAUUAACUGUCGACGAAAUAAUACUCAAGAAAAUAUUGUAAAUUAUGAAACAAAGUAUUCGACGCUUGAAAACUUCUCGCAGGAACUAAAUGAGAGCUUGGACACCGAUUCGAAUAGAUAUAUCACACCAUCCAAUAAAUUGAAUUUAAAUCCAUUUUCAUUUACGAAAAGCACAGAUAAAACUGAAAUAGAACAAAAUCCUCAAAUAAGCAACACGUUGUGCAAAUUAUCUAUUGAUUUAAAUAAACCAGAAAAAAUUAAUAAUGGUUCUACAAAUAUUUUUUGCAAUACCGAAAAACCAAAACCAGAGUUCAACGACGAUUCUUUAAAUAAACACAUCUCAGUACCUCAUGAAUUACAAGUUGAAUACGAUGUGUACCACAAGGAGCAAAACGAUGUACUGAAAAUGCAACCCGUUACACCGUUAGAAACUAAAAUACCGAAAGAACUAUAUUUAAAAAAUGUUAUUUACAAUCUAAUGAAUAAAAAAGUUGGCGAAACGAGAUUAUCAAAAGACAACUUUUUUUUACAACCAUUAAGGAUGUCAAAUUCUUUAAGAAACGAAUUAUAUAAGCGAAAAAUAUCAGACAUUGUUUCGACAACAUUUUCACAAUUGAAUUGUAAGAAAAGAAAAGAAACAGAUAAGUUUUCUCAGCCUUUACCGACUACGUCUACUAGAAGUUUGUCUCAACGUAUUAAUGCUAAUUUAGAAGCGGUAGAAUUUUAUGGUUGUUCAUUAAAACAUUCGCCUAGUACUUCCAAGUAUGACGAGCGCAAAACAGCUCCUCUCACAGUGCCUUAUAGUUUGUUAACGAGAGUUACUGAAAACAGCUCACAAUCUUGUGUAAGAUCUCGGAGCAGACCGUUUAAACGUUUGGGGACAGGACUUAAGUUAAAUGUAAAAUCGCCCAACGUAUCUUUUUCGACACCGGCUUGUCGAAUAAUUUCUGACUGCCAGAAUGUCAAUCUUAAGCGAUUGAAUAAAAGUGAUUUGCACCAGACAAUGUUUGAUGACCAUUCAGUUGGAACAACCGAAACUUCUGAACAUAAGACUAUUUUCGAAAAUUCAACAACUACACUAUCCAAUCAGCUUGCAUUUCCUUCUGAUGUCGACAAAAAAUCAGUAGUACCGUUGGCAACAGAUAAUACCAAAAAAUCGACCCUUGACAAGUAUUUUAAACGAACAAAAUGUAUCAAAAAGUUGACUGAUUUAAAAUUAAAUGACGAUUCUGGAUGAAACACAAAAGCUUAAAUAGGCAAGUCGGAUACGACCCAUGUGUUUUAGAUAAGACUAGUGGUUCAAUUAACACUGUCAACUAAUUAUCUUUGACACAUUGACGUUAUCAAAUUAAAAAAAAACAAUUUUUUUGUAUGUAAAGAAAAGUUAAAAACAUCUAAUUUUUUAAAUAAGUUAUUUUUAAGUGUGGUACAAAAAACGAAUUU
Molecule: messenger RNA, 4639 nt
Organism: Adelges cooleyi (spruce gall adelgid)
Lineage: Eukaryota; Metazoa; Arthropoda; Insecta; Hemiptera; Adelgidae
Product: probable ATP-dependent DNA helicase HFM1
Exons: 30
Coding region: 102-4433 (1443 amino acids)
Molecular function (GO): nucleic acid binding; ATP binding
Source: RefSeq, a predicted model, not a curated record